Messenger RNA from Cimex lectularius (bed bug), 3906 nucleotides. It is a transcript of the gene Shark, whose product is annotated as tyrosine-protein kinase shark. Gene Ontology annotation, molecular function: ATP binding; non-membrane spanning protein tyrosine kinase activity; signaling receptor binding. The record is from RefSeq and is a predicted model, not a curated record. Gene Ontology annotation, biological process: innate immune response; cell differentiation; protein phosphorylation. Bases 275 to 2518 code for a protein of 747 amino acids. The transcript has 16 exons. Gene Ontology annotation, cellular component: extrinsic component of cytoplasmic side of plasma membrane. Lineage: Eukaryota; Metazoa; Arthropoda; Insecta; Hemiptera; Cimicidae.
GGCACCAAGGUCAGAAUAACCUGUAGCUUUCGUUUACGUUACAAGUAACGAUACAGGACGGAAUUCUACAAAGCAGUUCUGCUGUUCUCUCUGACAGAAUUGCUGUUUCUUGGAACAGAUGAUAAAUAUUUCUCCGACAGGUCCAAGUAACAGACGUCAGACUCUUAUGGAUUAAGGGUCCCACCUUAUCUACACUAUUUUCUUUUAUAAUGGUCUUGUUAAAAAUUUUUCUCACGCAUUCUUCAUAUUCAGAUCUAUUUUUAAGGAUCUAAGAAUGGCAGUUGACAAAAAUCUAAUGUGGUACCAUGGGAAUCUGUCAAGGGAAGAUGCUGAAAGGAUAUUAUUCAAUGGUGGGUCGACAACAAACGGGCGCUUUCUGGUCCGCGACAGCAGUUCGAGUGCUAAAGACUUUGUUUUGUCAGUCUUGUACGAGAAUGAGAUAAUUCACUAUCAAAUACGAAGGCACGGGGAGGACGCCUUUUUUGCGAUAGCUGCAAUCGACGAAGAGACUAUAGUUCAUGGAUUAGACACGUUGAUAGAAUAUUAUCAAGAAAAUGCCAACGGUUUGAUGUGUGCUUUGGUUGAACCCGUACAAAAAGAUUUACCGCCGCAUGACACGAGGAGACACGGGAGGACCAACCUUUUACAUCGCGCCACCAAGCAAGGAGAGUUUAUUGUCGCGUCUGAGCUGUUGAAAUGUGAUUAUCGGCUGGAAGCGAAAGACGAACAAGGACAAACUGCUGUCCAUCUGGCGAGUAAACUGGGACAAGAAGCAAUUCUUCAGAUCCUCAUAGAUAAAGGAGCGAAUGUUAACUGUUUAGACCAAAUGGGAAAUACACCACUGCAUUAUGCCUGUCAGUACAAUUUAAUCAAAAUUGUUAGAAUACUUCUAGAUAGCGGAUUUGCUAAUGUUCAAAGGAGGAAUACAAUCACAGGGUGGGUACCUCUGCACGAAGCGGCGAGUAGAGGCCAUAAAGAUAUUGUUGAAUUAUUGCUACAAAUUGGCGCGCCUAGUCGGCCAAGGACGCUAAAAAAUGAAACUCCUCAGUUGUUGGCAGAAAGCAAUGGAUUUUUCCAGUGCGCACAUCUUUUAAAAACAUAUCCAAGCCCAAUUCCUCAAACUUCAAGGGAACAAUGGUAUCAUGGGACGCUUAAUCGUCAAGAAGCUGUUCUGGCGCUCGAAGCUAGCAAUAUGGGCGAUGGUGCCUUCUUAGUCAGAUACAGUGAAAAUAAAGGAUACGUGUUGACCAUGCUAUGUUCCAACAAGGCUUAUAAUUUUGUUAUUCAGAAGCAUGAAUCUUUUUAUGUAAUUGACAACGGACCUUAUCUCGAUUCCCUUGAACAUGUUGUGGAGCAUUAUCGCCUUUUAACCGAUGGCCUGCCUACCACGCUUCAACACCCUGUACAACCAAAGCCCAAACCGCCAUUACCAAACUUCCACCCAAAAAGAAGUUUUCCGACAUUACCGUAUAAAAAAACAGCAAGGAAAUCUGAAGGGAAUGUAACUGCGACUUUACCCAUGCCACCGAAACCAAGACCAUCUAGGUAUAGCAUAGAUUCCAGCCUAAGUAACUCACACAUGUCUUUAGUGAGCAAUGACAUAUCCUUGCACAAUUCUACUCUGUCUUUACCUUUUUCACUACCUCCUGAACCACAAUCUCAAGUGUUUAUCCCGAAGGAAAAUUUAAUUCUAAAAGAUGUGCUAGGCGAAGGGGAAUUUGGUUCGGUUUUUAGAGCGUUAUAUCAAACAAGACACGGGAAUGAGGAAGAGGUAGCAGUUAAGACUUUAAGACGUGAACAUAUAAGCUCAAAUGAAAAGGAUUUCAUAAGAGAAGCCGAAGUCAUGCUUGGUUUAAAUCAUCACUGCAUCGUUAAACUAAUCGGUCUAGCACAAGGCGAUUCAUUUUACAUGGUUCAGGAGUUGGUUCCUUUAGGUUCAAUUCUUUCCUUUUUGCACAAACAUCCUGAGCAAGUCAGUCCUGACUAUGAACUUCUUGUAUGGGCAUCACAGAUUGCAUGUGGCAUGCAGUAUUUAGAGCAAAACAUGAUUGUUCAUCGCGACCUGGCAGCUCGUAAUGUCUUAUUAGCGACAAGACAUCAGGCUAAAAUAAGCGAUUUUGGACUUUCUAGACCGCUGAAAGAAGAAGGUGGAUAUUACCAGGCGACGAGUGGAGGAAGAUGGCCGAUCAGAUGGUAUGCUCCUGAAUCGUACAACUUUGGCACAUUUUCAUCGGCAAGUGAUGUUUGGAGUUUUGGUGUUACGUUGUGGGAGAUGUUCACUUACGGUGAACAACCGUUUGGCAAUCUCAAGGGUACUGAGGUUAUUAAACUGAUAGAGAAGGGCGAGAGGCUUCCCCAGCCUGCGUAUUGCAAGCCCGCAAUAUACAAAGAGAUGGAAAAAUGCUGGCAGUACGUUGCAAGAGACAGGCCUACAUUUUCCGAGCUGGCCGAGCUAUUCGCAUCGCUCAAUUCGUACGAGAACGUAAGACAGUUAUUAACAAAAACUGAUAUUAGCUGAGGAUUAGACAAAUCAAAUGCCUUAUUCAAUCCAUUCCAAUUCGUCUUAUUUCAGCAUGUCUCUUAUAACAUUUAAUUUUGCCAAUUAUUAAGAAUCGUGAUAUUCUCAAUAUUUUAUUUUAACCGAGUGUCUCUAUCUUAUAACUCUAUCUUAUAUGAUUUUCAUUUAUUCAAUGUUAUUAUUUUUUUAAUGAAAAAUUGCAUACAUUGAUGGGAAAAUUGAACAAAAUUACAAUCAAAAGGUUUAUAAAUAGGUUUUAAUUAAGUUAUUUGGCAAAAUUUUAAUGUUUGAAGUAAGAAUCGUGUAUAGGAAGCAGAUGUAAUAAUAACAUUUAGUAUUAUUUAAUUAUUAAAUUUUAAUUAAAUUUCAAUCAACAAUAAACUGGUCAAUAAAUUUGAUUGAAAAUAGUUGUUUUAUGUAAUAAACUCAUUUUUAUUAUACUCAAUCAACUAUCAAAAACGAGUUCAUCGAAUUUAAUAUAAAAAAAAAACCUUAUUUAAAAAUAAUGUUAACUGAAAAAUUAAUAUACAAAUUAACAAUAAAGGAGAAAUUAAUUGGAUUAAUAGAGCCAUGAAGUUUAAUUUUUUGUCAACGGUAGACAUACAGAAUUUUAAUUUUUACAAUUGUACUAGAUUGUUGCAUAUCCAACCAAAUUUUAUAGGUAAAUCUGACAAUAAUUAUAAAAUAAAAUAAAUAAAUUGUACUUUUCCAUCAAAUGUGGUUAGACUUGUUUAAAAAAAUUGGAUUAAUUUAGAGUUUUAUUAAUUAGAGAACAACAGGGGCUUUAGACUUGUGCAAAUGAUUUUAUAUCGAUCGAAAAUAUUAAAUGAUAUUUUAAUUAUAUUAAUUUCACUAUGGAGAUUGAAUUUAUUUGGUGCCAAAUGUUUUAUUUUAGGUUAUUUUUUUAAAGGCAUGUGCAAUUUUAUUCCCUGCCUCAUUGUAAUUUGUGAUUAAUUAAAUCCUGAAAUUAAAAAAAAAUACAUCUUAGGAUAAUAGCUCAUUUAUGGCUAAUGGUUUGUUUUUAUAUUGUAAUUAACAUGUGCUCAUUAUUAAAUCAAAGCAUUUAGUAUAUUUAAUUUACUCGUUUAAUUAAAAAUAGAAAGUUUUACUGAGAUUUAUGAUGGGUUCUGAAUGAUGCCAAAGAAAUGUAAGCAUUUCAAUAACUUCUUAAAUAAUUGCGUGUGUUUUUAAUGUUAUGAUAAAUUUAUUUUAUAUAUGUAUUUUUUCUAAAUUGUUUUAUCUGUUUAUCUCUGACAGCUGGCCUUGUAAAGGAAGAUAAUUUGUCAAAAAUAAAUCAAUGAUUGUGAACAUAAACGUUUUGACUGAAUAUUAAUGUUGGUAAUUAUAAUUUUUAAAUAAAAUUUAACCUAGCUGGUUUUCUGCUUUGA